This is a messenger RNA of Branchiostoma floridae (Florida lancelet), 1355 nucleotides long. RefSeq lists its product as uncharacterized. The coding region runs from base 103 to 1200 and encodes 365 amino acids. The record is from RefSeq and is a predicted model, not a curated record. The transcript is spliced from 2 exons. NCBI's taxonomy places the organism in Eukaryota, Metazoa, Chordata, Leptocardii, Amphioxiformes, Branchiostomatidae.
GUCAGUAAAAUAUAGCUUGAGGUAUAGAUCAGACCUGUACUUUGGACUUUGGAAUCAUUCAAUUUCCAGUUGUUUUUUCUUUGCUUUAUCCCACAGUGUACAAUGCAGAACAGGGAAGUAGACAGGCUUCGCAGACUAUCUCAAGCUGAAACUAUAAACGUUACAGAUGUCCGUGGGGAUGGCAACAUUACCGUCACAGCUGGCAGUGGCAGUACCAUCAUCAUACCUACAUGUUGUAGUUGUAACAAAGGAGAAGACCACAAAGGUGCCGGCUGUGGCACACUUCUUCCAGUCUUGCCCAAACCAGUCAGCAAGCCUCCGCGACUGAACACCAAAACUGAGAAAACUUGUCACAUGUACAUUGACAACUUGGCCAUGCUAACUGUAGAGGGAAAGAUCCCAAAAUGCCGCAAAGUCAUUGCUAAGUUGAUGAAAACGAAGACAGACCCGGACUACCAAGUGUCACUCCGACACGCGGCAAGUCUGAAUGCCAUCUACGAGGGAGACUUCAAGAAGGUGAGCCGUCUCCUGCGUGAAGCUAGCGCCAUUCUUCCCGAGACGACAAACGAGACGGAGCACAGGCUUUGGUGGGGGAACCUGAAGUGUCUCGCCAAGUUGAGAGAGGGGAACUGUGAUGUGGGGAUAGUCUUUGCAAAAGAGGCUCUUCCGCUGUUAGACUUGACGCCACCUGGUUGUCUCACAGCUUGGAUGCUCAUCAACCACGCCUUGCUUCUGACUGAGAUCGCCGCAACCCAAGACGACCACGAAGACAGACGAUACCUCGUGAAGAUGGCAGAGAGAGAUUACCAACAGGCCGUCGAGCACGCCGAAUACGAACCCACCAAUCAGAUGCUCCAUUCGCAAACGCGAGUGCCGCAGUUUGCCAAAAUGGGCCUGGCCUUUUUGUACCUUGGUUGUACGUUUGGUACCCUGGUUGACUUCAGUUUGGGAACAACGGACAUUUCCUUAGAAGACAUCAAGAGGGCGCAGAAUUUGAUUGGUGCGCUAGAAAGAGACGGAAUGGUUUGUGAUUCGGGAAGGUUCCAGUUGAUGGUGGCUAAAGUGUGUCUGUACUACAGGCUGGGUAGUUACCAACAGGCCCUGGACUUGGCAAAGGAAGCCAAGGACUUUGCCACCAAACACUCAUUUGGUGGUUUUGUUAAAUUUGCUGACAGCAUUGUACAGUGUUUACAGGAGUAGUGUUUAGGGAUACACUGUGUUUAUAAACUAAGAUUAUGAUCAUAGCACUUCUCAAUCAUGUAAUCGAAAUUCAAUAGCUUUCUGUGUAUAAAAAUACAAUACUGUAACUUACAGUGUACGUCUCUAUAAUAUGACAGCUUUACAUGUACUGUGUA